GUACGCAUGCGCCGUCUUCGAACCUGAUCGGGAGGUUUCAUGGAGAGCGGUCGCCGGAGUCAGCUCGAACGGGCACUCGGCGCAUGCGCCCUCGCGUGCUUUGCGGCCACAGGCGGCAGAAGGGAAGAUGGCGGCGGUGGUACAGAAUGUGGUGAAGCUGUGAGUGGAACUGUCCCUCUUCCUCCCCCCAUUUCCUCCCUUUUGAUUGCAAUGGUACAACCCGAACCUUAGACGAAGUGCGCGCAGGACGGUUGGUUUGGGGAAGAGUCCAUUCCGCCCGCGGGGGUGUUCCUGACGGGAUAAUGGAAGGAGAGGGGUUAGCUAUUGAAUCUCUUUUUUUCUCCUCUGCUCAUUGCUUAGGACUGAAGUGAUAUCUUUAAAAACCUUGGUGAACAAUAUUACAAGGAUGCAAUGGAGCAAUGCCACAAUUACAACGCCCGGCUGUGUGCCGAAAGGAGUGUCCGAUUACCAUUCCUGGAUUCGCAGACUGGGGUGGCGCAGAGUAACUGCUAUAUUUGGAUGGAGAAGCGGCACAGGGGACCAGGUUUGGCGUCUGGCCAGCUCUAUUCUUAUCCGGCUCGACGCUGGCGGAAAAAACGCCGUUCCCAUCCUCCAGAGGAUCCAAGUCUUUCUUUCCCUACCAUUAAACCAGACACUGAGCAGGCCCUAAAGAAAGAAGGCUUAAUCUCUCAAGAUGGCAGCAGUUUGGAGGCCCUCUUAAGGACAGACCCCCUUGAGAAACGCAGCUUGCCUGACCCUCGUACCGACGAAGACAGCCUCAGCGAGUUCCCCGUUGCCAAUAGCCGCACCCGGAAGCGAAUCCUGGAACCCGAUGACUUCUUGGAUGAUCUGGAUGAUGAAGACUACGAGGAAGACACCCCAAAACGACGAGGCAAAGGAAAGGCCAAGGGUAAAGGAGUUGGGAGCGCUCGGAAAAAACUGGAUGCUGCCAUUUUGGAAGACAGGGACAAACCUUAUGCAUGUGACAUCUGCGGGAAACGCUACAAGAAUCGUCCCGGCCUGAGCUACCACUACGCUCACUGUCACCUGGCGGAAGAAGAAGGGGAGGACAAGGAGGACUCUCAGCCCCCCACGCCCGUCUCACAGAGAUCAGAGGAGCAGAAAACCAAGAAGGGUCCCGAUGGUUUGGCCCUGCCCAACAAUUACUGCGACUUUUGUCUGGGAGACUCGAAGAUCAACAAGAAGACAGGGCAACCCGAAGAGCUGGUUUCGUGCUCGGACUGUGGGCGAUCAGGGCACCCAUCUUGCUUGCAGUUCACCCCAGUCAUGAUGGCUGCCGUGAAGACCUACCGCUGGCAGUGUAUUGAAUGCAAGUGCUGUAACAUCUGCGGCACCUCGGAGAACGACGACCAGCUGCUGUUCUGUGACGAUUGUGACCGUGGUUAUCACAUGUACUGCCUCACCCCACCUAUGUCAGAACCCCCAGAAGGGAGCUGGAGCUGCCACCUCUGCCUGGAUUUGCUGAAGGAGAAAGCCUCGAUCUUCCAGAACCAGAACUCCUCCUGAUGGCUUUUCCAGCCUUGGAAGAGAACCUUCGCUUGUCCAGUCUUUCUCUGGGGGCUUUAAUCUUCCUCCUGCUGCCGCCUCCCACUUUGGGUCAGUGUCUCCCGUAUUGGUUGGAUCACACAUCCGCACGCACACCACGCAGACACACACUCUCAUACACACACACACACACACACACCGCUGCCUCACUGUCUCUCCUUCUGUCAUUCCUCCUGCCUCCUCCCUGGCAGUUGGGGCUUAAAAUCCCUUGCCCGUAACUUUCACCUGAGUAUUUUGAGACUCUUCUCAAUAAUAAUAAUAAUAAUAAUCCAGCAUCCAUGAUGGGCUGAGGAGCUCCCUGAAUGCUCCUUCUUUCCUCACUAACAAGGUUUUGGACUGACACCCCAGCUUAAGGGCUCUGUAUGAGCGAGACUGGAAGCAAGCAAGAAAGAAAGA
This is a messenger RNA of Notechis scutatus (mainland tiger snake), 1962 nucleotides long. NCBI's taxonomy places the organism in Eukaryota, Metazoa, Chordata, Lepidosauria, Squamata, Elapidae. The record is from RefSeq and is a predicted model, not a curated record.